GUCAACUCGUUAGAAUCGUCUCUCCAACCACAAAUUUCCCUUUCCUUUCCUUCAUUUCAUCUCUUUACCUCUCUAAGUAAAAAAAGCGAGGCAAAAUUAUAAAAAAGAAAAAUCCAAUACUCGAAGAAGAAGAAGAAGAGCAUGGAUUCCUCUGAAUCAAACGAAAAUCACCAGAUCGCCAGCAACAGCAACUCUCACUCAAACGCCAACGAUCACGGCUGGCAAAAAGUCACUUACCCCAAGCGCCAGCGAAAGCAGAGAUCCGCUGCAGAUUCCGCCGCCAAUAAUUCUCAUCCAAUCGCCAAUGACAGCAACAAGCCAAAUAAUGUCUUCCGAUCUCUUGAGCUUCAAUCCGAAGACCGCCGCCGUAAAAUUCUCGAAUCUCAGAGCGCCGCUGCUGAUGCCGCCGCCGUUGUUGAUACUCGAUCGAGAUCGAAGCAUCACCACCGAUCCGAUGACGACGAUGACGACGAUUACGAAAGCGAUGAUGCUGGAGUUUCCAAGGAGAAUGCCAAGGCUGAAGAGAAGAAAGUGAAGCAGAAGAAGCCUAAGAAACCUAAAGUGACUGUAGCUGAUGCCGCCGCUAAAAUUGAUGCCGCCGAUCUUGCUGCCUUUCUCUCUGACAUAUCGGGGUCAUAUGAGGGUCAGCAGGAGAUACUGCUGAUGCGAUUCGCGGAUUAUUUUGGGAGGGCUUUUUCGGCAGUGAAUUCGUCGCAAUUUCCUUGGGUUAAGAUGUUCAGGGAGAAUACUGUGGCCAAGCUCGCCGAUAUUCCACUGUCUCAUAUUUCUGAUGCUGUUUAUAAAACAGCCGCUGACUGGAUUAACCAACUGUCCAUUGCAGCGCUUGGUUCAUUUGUACUAUGGUGUUUAGACAGCAUUCUUGCAGACUUGGCAAGCCAGCAAGGUGGUUCUAAAGGCUCUAAAAAGGGCAUUCAGCAAGCAUCAUCAAAAUCUCAGGUCGCAAUGUUUGUGGUUCUGGCAAUGGUGUUGCGACGAAAACCUGAUGCUUUGGUUAAUGUAUUGCCAACACUUAGGGAAAGUUCAAAGUAUCAAGGACAGGACAAACUUGUGGUUAUUGUAUGGAUGAUAGCACAGGCCUCUCAUGGUGAUUUGGCAGUAGGAUUGUACUCUUGGGGUCAUAACCUUCUGCCUAUAGUGAGUGGCAAAAGCUCUAAUCCACAGUCCAGGGAUAUAAUUUUGCAGUCAGUGGAGAAAAUUUUGGCUGCUCCGAAAGCUAGAUCAAUAUUGGUAAAUGGUGCUGUUAGAAAGGGGGAGCGCUUGCUGCCACCUUCUGCACUUGAAACACUGUUACGAGUUACCUUCCCUUCAUCUUCAGCUAGACUAAAGGCUACUGAAAGGUUUGGGGCAAUCUAUCCCACCCUAAAAGAGGUGGCUCUUGCCGGUGCUCCUAGAAGCAAAGCAAUGAAACAAGUAUCACAGCAGAUACUGAGUUUUGCUCUAAAAGCAGCUGGAGAAAGCAUUCCUGAGUUAUCUAAGGAAGCUGCUGGCAUUUCCAUCUGGUGUUUGACCCAAAAUGCUGAUUGUUAUAAGCAAUGGGAUAAGGUUUACCAGGAUAAUCUAGAAGCUAGUGUUGCUGUUUUUAAAAGACUCUUGGAGGAAUGGAAGGAGCUUUCAGUGAAACUGGCUCCUCUUGAUCCUAUGAGGGAAACUAUCAAGAACUUUAGACAGAAGAAUGAGAAAGGAAUGGAACCUGAAGCUGAUGCUACUCGUCAAGCACUCUUCAGGGAGGCAGAUAAGCACUGCAAGACACUAUCAAGAAAAUUAUCGCACGGCCAUGGUUGCCUUAAAGGUAUGGCCGUUGCUGUCAUCGCAUUGGCCGCUGGUGCUGCCAUCAUGUCAUCAAACAUGGAGUCCUGGGAUUGGAAGGAGUUGCCUGUAUUUAUUAGCUCUCAAUUCUCUUUCUAAGGAGAGAGUUUUAUGAUUGUCAACAACCAUUGGUGCAAAGCAUCGCCUUGUUUUUUCUUUUUAGGAUACCAGCUUUCCUCAAUUUUGCACUCUUUAUAUUUAACGGAGAAGGGCCAAAAUUUUUGAUAAA
This is a messenger RNA of Populus nigra (black poplar), 2056 nucleotides long. RefSeq lists its product as uncharacterized. NCBI's taxonomy places the organism in Eukaryota, Viridiplantae, Streptophyta, Magnoliopsida, Malpighiales, Salicaceae. The transcript is spliced from 10 exons. Bases 142 to 1926 code for a protein of 594 amino acids. The record is from RefSeq and is a predicted model, not a curated record. Gene Ontology annotation, cellular component: Golgi apparatus; endoplasmic reticulum.